AUGGUGGUCAUGGCCCUGGGCGCGUCGUGGGCCGUGGCCCGCGGGCUCUGCGGCUACUGGCCCGUUCUCCUCGUGUCCUUUUGCUCCCUGCCCGUGCGCGCGGCGCUGGGCGCCACCUUUAUCGAGGCCUGGGGCGUGUGGCCGGUCCAGGUGCUCGACGGCGUCGGGGCCGGGCUACAGAGCGUCGCGGUCCCGGGGACCGUGGCGCAGGUGCUCGCGCGCACCGGGCGCGUCAAUGUUGGUAUCGGCGCCGUUGGGACAGCACAGCUUGUGGGAUCUUCGCUAUCCCCUCUGCUGGCGGGUUGGAUUGCCCAGGUUCGUGGCUACAAUGUUGCCCUAUACGUCCUGGGUAUCUUCCCCUUGAUAUCCGUUGCUUUAUGGGUUUCGACACCCAUCUUGACGCGCAUCAAGUCUCGAAAGCUCGCUGGAGCGUUGAGAUGA
Molecule: messenger RNA, 441 nt
Organism: Gaeumannomyces tritici R3-111a-1
Lineage: Eukaryota; Fungi; Ascomycota; Sordariomycetes; Magnaporthales; Magnaporthaceae
Exons: 1
Coding region: 1-441 (146 amino acids)
Source: RefSeq, a predicted model, not a curated record